This is a messenger RNA of Liolophura sinensis, 1729 nucleotides long. Its product is annotated as sodium/hydrogen exchanger 9B2-like. Gene Ontology annotation, biological process: proton transmembrane transport. The transcript is spliced from 10 exons. The record is from RefSeq and is a predicted model, not a curated record. The coding region runs from base 218 to 1411 and encodes 397 amino acids. NCBI's taxonomy places the organism in Eukaryota, Metazoa, Mollusca, Polyplacophora, Chitonida, Chitonidae. Gene Ontology annotation, molecular function: antiporter activity. Gene Ontology annotation, cellular component: membrane.
UUGACCUGGGACGUCCAUUUUGUUUGACGGCUGGUAUGCGGACGUUUGACGCCUAGAUCCAAAUGCAGUGUCGCAGAAUACAGAAAAUGCAGUGGCAUUUAGGAACAAAUUUCGUAGUUCACUCUUGAUGUAACAAUACCAAGUCAUGGUCUGGAUAGACUUUCUGCUCACUGUUACAAACACACAUGCACACACACAUUCCUGACAUGUUUCAGGAAUGUUGAUAAUGGGUGGGAUGUUGAGGAAUUUACCAAAGGUGAACGUAGCGGAAGACAUCGACCCAAACUGGUCAACAUGUAUUCGUUCUGCAGCUCUCGUGGUCAUUCUCCUAAGGGCAGGUUUAGGACUGGAUCCCUCUUCUCUCCGGAAGUUGUCAUUCGUCGUUCUCCGCCUGGCGUUUACUCCCUGCAUUGUAGAGGGCGCUGCCAUCGCAGUCGCCGCCUAUUUGAUAUUAGGAUUUCCAUGGGCAUGGGGUGCUCUACAAGGACUGGUGAUAGGUGCCGUUACUCCUGCGGUUGUCGUCCCCUGCAUUCUCUCCCUAUCAGACAGGGGGUACGGGGUACACAAGGGUAUCCCCACCCUAGUCAUAGCAGCUUCCAGCAUCGACGACGUCCUGGCCAUCACUGGAUUCAGCCUCACCCUGGGGUUUGUCUUCGGAAGGAGCGAUAAUCUUGCGGACACUAUAACCAAAGGACCUAGGGAAGUUCUGCUGGGUAUGUUGCUUGGUAUAGUUUACGGACUCUUAUUGUGGUACCUGCCGCCCAGGAAAACUAGAAACAAACGGUGGUUCAGAUUCGGAUUGCUUUUCAUUGGGGGUCUCGUAUUCAUGUUUGGUGGUGAGAAGGCCGAUUUUCCAUCGGCUGGACCCAUAGGUUGUCUCACCUUAGCGUUUGUAGCGGCCUACAGGUGGCGCAUCGACAACAUCGAAGAAGCGGAAGACAUGGACGAGUUGAUGGAAAAGGUGUGGAAUAUUGCCGAACCGUUCAUGUUUGGGCUUAUUGGAGCAGAAAUUGACGUCAGCACCCUCGAUCCACCCACUGUGGGUCUUGGCGUUGCCGUUCUAGGCAUUGGACUAGUGUUCCGAAUGCUCACCUCAUUCCUUGCUGUAUCCGGGACGGAUCUAACGAUGAAGGAAAGACUGUUUAUUGUUUUCGCUUGGCUCCCUAAAGCUACUGUACAGGCGGCUAUUGGCCCUGUGGCUUAUGACACAGCUGUCAGAUCUGAGGGCACGUACCAAGAGAAGCAAAUGGGAUUACAGAUAUUAACCCUGGCUGUGAUGUCUAUCAUCUUGACUGCACCGAUAGGGGGCGCCCUCAUCUUGUUAACAGGACCUAAACUUUUGUCCAAAGAGCCGAUAGAAGACGUUUCCUCCAUGACCUAUGAGAAGAAAAAUAUGGCGGAAAAGUUGUGAAAUACAAGGAUACCAAAUGAAGAGCGUAUUCAUCGUUGUUGGAUUUCUUCAUCGCAGCUAAUUUGAGGAGACGGACCAAAAGACACCAAGGUUUAGUGACAGAAUUGAUUUUGUUAAAAAAACACUGUUAACGUACAAAUAAACGUAUAUAUGAAAAACUAUUAGCAGUUAAUUGCUCAUGAAUGUUUGAAUUUCACCAUAUCCUGACUUAUAUGGAAGGAAUAACCAGAUUUUCACUUGCAUGUCUGAAGGUUAAAUAACAUUGUCGGAUGAAUAGUUGCAAUGAUAGCCUUGCAACCUUAGACAGAUACUUUUGAG